AUGGGACAGGAGAAGAGGGCCCAUGGCAUCCUAGACUUCCCCAGGCUGGAUGACCACAGAAGGAAGCUGAGUCAGACUGCAGCCCCUCCUCACUUCCUGCAAGUGACCGGACCCCAGGAAGUCCCCCACCCCUGCCCCAGUGGAGACCUCCAGGCUGUCUCAGGGAUCAGAGCCCAGCGCUGGCCCACAAAGCACGCUGAGUGGAGGGGGGAUUCCUACCCCAAAAGAAAGGCCUGGGCCUCGCCCAAGAGCCGGCCCCUCUCAGCCACAGGCCAAGGGAGCAGCGCCCUCCCGCUACUGGCACUCACCUUGCUCUGCAUCUGUGCUGAGUCUGUGCGGCUGGCCACGGGGGAGGACCACAACGAGUCUUUCAUCGACUUCCUGCAAACGCUGCUGGUGGGAUCCGCAGAAGAGCUCUAUGAGGGGCCCCUGGGCAAGUACGACGUCAGGGCAGAUGCCAAGGCAGCGGUGACCGAGCUCAAGUCCUGCAUAGAUGGCCUGCAGCCCAUGCACAAGGCAGAGCUGGUCAAGCUGCUGGUGCAAGUGCUGGGCAGUCAGGACGAUGCCUAG
Molecule: messenger RNA, 570 nt
Organism: Eubalaena glacialis (North Atlantic right whale)
Lineage: Eukaryota; Metazoa; Chordata; Mammalia; Artiodactyla; Balaenidae
Gene: SCGB1C1
Product: secretoglobin family 1C member 1
Exons: 6
Coding region: 1-570 (189 amino acids)
Source: RefSeq, a predicted model, not a curated record